UUAAUAGGAUAGGUAGGUAUUAGAGGUAAGACACUGCCCGCAUUCAGGUUUUGCCAAAUCCAGUGUGCCAAAUCCACUGUGUGGCACACUGGGCGGUACACAGUGGUCGGUGGAGAUACCGGGGACAUUUUUUCGACACUUUCUUGGACGACAAAUAAGACAAAUCACAGCACCGUCCCUCGUUGCCUUGUCUAUCCUCUUCCCCUCUUCCCCUGGUGAGACUCCAAGGACCUCGCUGCAACCAUGGUGGUGAUGAAGAUGAAGUUCCCCUUUCAGAAAAGGGUGAAACUGGCCCAGGGACUGUGGCUCCUCUCCUGGUGUGCCACAGUGGCCGGGGCCAUGACCUUCACCUUGGGGUGCAUCCUUAAGAUUGAGCUCCACAGAAGAGGAGAGGUGAUGGAAAACACUGACAUACAUAUUGUACCCAACACCCUGAUGAUAGUUGGCCUGGCCUCCUUGGGAAUCAACUACUUUGCUUCAAAGAUCUGUCAGGAUGCACUGGACGCCGGGCGAUUCCCUCGCUGGAAGAACUUCCUGAAGCCCUUCUUUGCCGUCUCCUGUUUCUUCACUGUCCUCAUGCUUCUGGCUGUCAUCAUGAGCUACGCCAUGAAGGGCACGCUGGAGACCUCUCUGAAGGCUGGCCUGAGGAACGGCAUCCGCUUCUACAAGGACACAGACACACCGGGCCGCUGCUUCCAGAAACAGAAUAUUGAUCACCUGCAGAUGGAGUUUCAGUGUUGUGGUAACAACGACUUCAGGGACUGGUUUGAGGUCCAGUGGAUCAGCAACCGCUACCUGGAUUUCAGCUCAAAGGAGGUGAAAGACCGCAUCAAGAGCAACGUGGAUGGUCGAUACUUGGUAGAUGGCGUCCCAUUCAGCUGCUGCAACCCCAGCUCCCCACGGCCAUGUAUCCAGUAUCAACUCACCAACAACUCUGCUCACUAUAACUAUGACUACCAGACGGAGGAGCUCAACAUCUACCUCCGAGGCUGCAGAGAAGCACUGGUCCACUACUAUAUGGGUCUGAUGAACACCAUUGGAGCUGGAGUCCUGUCAGUUUUUAUCUUACAGGCUUCUGUGCUGGUCAGCUUGCGGUUCCUGCAGACCGCCAUGGAGGCAGUGGCAGGGAAGGAAAACACAGAAAUCGAGACAGAAGGGUACCUCCUGGAGAAAAGCGUGAAAGACACCGUCAUGGAGUACCUCAACCCCCUGCUGAAGUUCUUCCUGCUUACAAACCAGGUGGAGGAGGGCGAUCCUGGAGCAGCAGCUCCAGCCACUGCUUAAAAGCACACGUGAUGAACACACCUGUGAAUCAUUUUUACACAGAGAGGGUUAUCAAUGAAAGACCAUUUAAUUUUGCAGAAGGAGACAUGAAACAGAUUUCUAUGAAUCUCACAGAAUCGGGAAAGAGUUCUCCUCCAUCCUGCCCUUUCAAAUUUCAUGUGCUUAACCAGUACCUUCUCUGUUAAACACAUUCUGUAUAAUGUGUAUAAUAGUGUAUAAUAAAGAUACCUACAUUAGCUAAUGUAAACCCAUAUCGGCUGUUUGUACGAUACAUGACACACCACCCAUUAAUUUAUUCUUUAAUUUUUAUUAUUUCUUAUUUUUAUUUUUACAUGAAUGAUAAAGUAUUACAUUGUUGUAUUUGUUCCACGAAUACACCGUAGAGAGCCAUGAUGCACAAUGCUCUGCUCUGCAACAGGAUUAUGAAAUAAUAUAAAUAAAGAUUGACAAUACUGAUUGCCUAAUGGAGUGGAGUCACUUCCUCCUUCAUUUGCUAAGGUAAAUAAAAUACAUGCAGACAUUAUAAUGCUUCAUAUCAUGCACACACACUUCACAAUAAACUCCCCAUGAUGCUACUUUCUCCCUGCUUCUCUUCUGCUUGCCAGCAAGAGGAAUAGGAUUAAGAGGAUUGAUUCAUCUGUGUCGAUAAUGCGAUGAAAGCCAUUAAGUGUGUCCUCUGUUCUGAUCACUCACCUUUGUUAAGGCUGCUAAUCCAGUUUGUUAAUACUCAGCCUGCUGCCCUUGCAGUUAGACACCUGAGUCAGAUGAAUCUAAGAUUCAGAUACUGACGUUUUUCAUAGUCUGCUUACAACAGCCUAGGCCUUUUUCUCUGGUUAAUUUACACAAACAACAAGUGCAUAAUUGACCCCCCCUGGGGUAACUCAUAAGGACUCAGAGACAUAGGACUGGUUCAUCCCAUGAAUCUAUUUAUAAUGGCUACCUAUGUGAAAAUCUUAAUUAAAAAGUCCUUUUGAAAACAGGGCUGUGUGACUUUCUUGGGCUGAACAGAUUCACAAAUGUUGGGGUAGACUCAGUAAUAAUAAAGCUGUGAGAGGCGUUCAAUCAAUUGUUAUUGUAACCUCAACAAUUAAAAGUCAUCAUCAGCACGAUUGGAAUAAUUUCUUUAAUUGGCCUUUAGAGAAUAAAUCCUUUUACUAUUACUGUAAUCUGAUUGUAACCCUUAUUUGAUACUGAUAUCACAUAUGGAGGCAGCUGUGAACCACUCAUUCACCUUCAAAUAACAUAAUAUCAAACUUACAUUAAGCCAGAAUCAUGCAAUAGUAAUUUUGUGAAAAGUAUUGUACUAAUGCAUGUUGUUGUUGUUUUUCAUUGCAUUAGUGUAGUCCGGGCUUGAGUCAUUUUGUUUUAAUUGAUGGAUAUUUUUUUUAUUUGCUUUAAUUAGAUAACAUGGUUUAUGUAUGGCAAAAGCAAACUCAUGUUUGUGAUUGGAUGUGUUGUAAAAAAAAUAAUAAUAAAGAAAAGGGAACUGAAA
Solea senegalensis (Senegalese sole) is the source of this 2776-nucleotide messenger RNA. RefSeq names its product retinal outer segment membrane protein 1a (gene rom1a). Lineage: Eukaryota; Metazoa; Chordata; Actinopteri; Pleuronectiformes; Soleidae. Bases 244 to 1284 code for a protein of 346 amino acids. The record is from RefSeq and is a predicted model, not a curated record. The transcript has 5 exons. Gene Ontology annotation, biological process: visual perception. Gene Ontology annotation, cellular component: membrane.